CAAUUUUUGUGUUUUGAGUUCGCAUAAAAAUAUGCUCAGUUUCUCUUCCGAUUCGGUCGCGACAAGAUGGCUUCGUUUUUGGUGAAGUGUUCGCUGCUGCUCGCCAGCGUCUCGAUGGUGGUCGCUUUGUCUAAUGCCGCAGAUGAACUGCCCAGCAAUAUCAACCGAGGCAGCCUGGUGAGAGCUGCAAGAAGCCCACAGCAACCUCAAGGUUUUCCAAAUUUUCCACCGCCCCAGUUUCCCUUCGCCAAUCCGGAAAUAGUCUCGCAAGAUACGCAGCGCGACAAAAAUGGGUUCGCACAGACGACGAUCUACAAGUACCCGAACGGGAUGGGUUCGUCAUCCGUUUCGACAAGUUACUCGGGUUCGUCCAAGCUGAACGGCGUCACCUGGAGCAUGUUGAUGGGUGCGAUUGGCUUACUGUUGCUUAAAGCGGUGUACUAA
Messenger RNA from Anopheles maculipalpis, 444 nucleotides. RefSeq lists its product as uncharacterized. The record is from RefSeq and is a predicted model, not a curated record. NCBI's taxonomy places the organism in Eukaryota, Metazoa, Arthropoda, Insecta, Diptera, Culicidae. The transcript has 4 exons. Bases 67 to 444 code for a protein of 125 amino acids.